Messenger RNA from Parnassius apollo (apollo), 531 nucleotides. Lineage: Eukaryota; Metazoa; Arthropoda; Insecta; Lepidoptera; Papilionidae. The record is from the annotation of a GenBank genome assembly.
AUGCAAAAAUAUAUGCCAUUCGAAAAUGUGCCAAGAUUAAUAGCACCAACUUUGAAUCCUGAAUGUGUCUCAGCAAUUUCAGCAUCUAUGCUAAAAAGGGAUAGAAUUAUUAAAGAAAACCAAAAGCAAAUUUCUGCAGUAUUGACUGCUAUUGGCUCUGGUUUAGAGUCCAUAUUAAAGAACGGAGACAAAAUAGAAAUAAUCCGUAACAUAAAUGAUGCAUCCAAACUAUUAUGUGAUUAUUUUCAAUCUGAGACCAACAAUAGAAAAAUUUUAAUUACUAAUGCAGUAAAUCACAACCUUAAAGAGACUCUAAAGGGUGACUCAGAUAUGUUCUUAUUCGGAACAAACUUAGCAGAAAGAAUAAAGAAUGCAAAAAUUAUACAGAGAUCUGGAAAAGAUCUGAAAGAAAAACAAGAGCGACUUAAGGGGCCAACAAAGACUUUAAACUGGCGGGGCCCUCCUCAGUUGAGCACCAGGAUGGGAGGGAAGAGAAUAACCAAGCCCAAAAACAAGCAGCAGCAACAAUAA